AUGAAUUUAUAGGAUAAAUAAUUAUAAUUGAUUGACUUAUUCUCUAUUGAAACCAAUCGCUUAGCAAUAAAAAUUAAUGAUACCGUAAUCAAGAAUAUACUCUACACUAUCAAUAAAAUAACAUCUAUUAAUGAAAAUUAACAUGAAAAAUUACUUUAGAAAUUUGAUUGGAAGUUAUGUCCAUUACCUGAUAAAUUAAUUCCAACAUAUUUUGGAUCAAUCACUAUAUAUCCUAUCAUUAUUUAAAUUACAGUAUAAUGGAGCAAUAAAGAUAAAGAUUAAGAUAAUAAUAAUUCUUUAUUCACUUCAAUAUUAUCUAGAAUUCGAUUUUAAUUAGUCUCUUUUAGUGAAGCUGAAAUUUUAUUAAAAGGUAUUCAAAUGGAUGAUGUUUAGGACAGCAUAAAUGGAUUAUGCAUGAAAUUAACUUAAAGAUACCUUAUUGAUAUAUAUAGAUAAUUACCAGCUAUAUAGUUUAGCUGUUAUAAGCAAUUCAACUAAAUUAUUUAAAAACUUCGUAUCAGGCAUAUGCAAUAUUUGAUUGAACUACCUAUUGAAGGAUUUACUUAAGGUCCAUUGGAAGGUGGUAUGGGUGUUAUAAGUGGAGCAACUUCAUUAGUAAGUCACACUUUCUCUGGAGUUAAGAAUGUUGUAGGCACUAUUUCUAGUGGAUUAUCUAAAGUCACCAUGAAUGAAACUUAUCAAUAAUAAAGAUAGAUCAAAAAUUAAAAAUAAGCUAGAAAUUUUGGUUCUGGUAUAUAAGAAGGAUCUAAGUCUUUUGUUAAGGGAGUAGCUGGUAGUAUUGCUGGAUUCUUUAGUAAACAAUUCAGGGUGCUUAAUAAGAUGGAGCCUCUGGAUUUUUGAAGGGAUUAUGGCAAGGGACAUCAGGAUUAAGUAUUAAAUCUGUUACAGGAGUUUUAGAUGCCAUUUCAAAAACAUCAGAGGGUGUUAAAAAUGAAUUAUCGUCAUAUGAAUAACCUAAUAAUAAUAGAAUAAGAUAUAUGAGACCUCUUUAUUAAAGUGAUGGAUAUUAUAAAGAAUACAAUUAGAUUGAAGCAGAAUAUUAUGAGGUUAUUAAAGGAAUUAAAAAAGGAAAAUAUGAAAAUCAUAGAUUGCUCAGAGUUGAUGCUCUACUUACUUAUAUAUAAAAAUAGUCAUUCUCAAAUUUAAAUCAAUUAUAUUUAAAGAGAUAACGAACAUUUUGGAUUAAUUUUGACUGAGACUAGCCUAAUCUUUUUUGAUUUGAAUCAGCAUUCCAAACUUUUGGCUAUUUUGUAUGCAGAUGUUGAAAAUAUAAAUAAUAGUGGAAAUUUUAUAUAAUUGAAAAACAAGAAAUCUAAAAGGGCAUUCUAAGUAUUAUUAUAUUUAUAUAAUAAAGGGU
Paramecium pentaurelia is the source of this 1378-nucleotide messenger RNA. The record is from the annotation of a GenBank genome assembly. NCBI's taxonomy places the organism in Eukaryota, Ciliophora, Oligohymenophorea, Peniculida, Parameciidae.